Molecule: messenger RNA, 627 nt
Organism: Cylicostephanus goldi
Lineage: Eukaryota; Metazoa; Nematoda; Chromadorea; Rhabditida; Strongylidae
Source: the annotation of a GenBank genome assembly
AUGAAAGAACGACGAAAAUCCUUGGGAGCAAUGCUGGAUCCAGCUGAACUCGAACAAAUGUACCUAGAAAGUGAUCGUUUUUGGGAAAGCCCAGAUGAUGACACAAAGGGAACAGCUACUGGAAAUGCUGAAAUUGAUAUGUGUCUACGAUAUCAUUUGUCAAGAGUGUCGAGAUGUUUGCAGAUCCUGCAAUCCAUUUCCUCAGACUCUCCUUUGGUUUACAAAUCAACUGAAACUCUAAAAAGAUUGGAGGUGGAAACGGUGACAUUGGACGAUUUGCUACGAUUAGCAAAUACUGUGCCAGCAGUGCCAAAUGUGGCUAAUGUCCUAGCCGAAAUUGGUGCUGACCCAUCAUUGCAAGAGAUUUGGCUUUCUGCUUGCUAUCCACUUCACACUCAACUGAUUGCACCAAGAGAUGAUCUUCGCACUCAAAUUAAACUUAAUAUCGCACACAUUGUUGAACAAAAUUACCCACAUCUUGUUAAUAGAGUCGCGGAUUCAAUUAUUCGACUAAUGGCCGAUUCGACACAAGAGGAGAUGAAAUUCGUUACAGUGUUCCAUUUUGUUGGCGUAUUUAGAGGACGACAUUUUGAGUCUUAUGUCGAGAAUCUAGGCCAUGAUGGUUAG